UUUUUUUUUUUUUACAAUAUUGUUUUUUUUUCCUUUUAUUUUUAUUUUUUUGUUUUGCUUUGUUUCUUUUAAUAUGACAUCUUCUUCUGCUACUGCUGCUAAUAAUAAUAAAGUAGUAACUUCACGGCUUAAAAAGUCGAGAUCAAGUUUAGCAUGUAUUCGUUGUAGAAAUAAAAAAGUAAAAUGUGAUUUUGUUCAGCCAACAUGCGGCCGCUGUAAUAAUGAUAAAAUUUCUUGUAAUUAUGCAACCCCACCUCGUCGUGUAGACGGACAGGCCUUUGAUGAACUUAAUAACCAUAUUAACGAAUUAAAGAAAAAGGUACAAAGUAUGCAGUUUGAACUUGGUAAAACGAAAAACAGUAGAUGUGAAACGAUGGCUGUCAAUAACAAUCAAGACUGCUUACAAUCAGCGGUGGCUUGGAAAUUAUCUCUCACGCCCUCUGGGUUACGCAUUGAUACUAAUAUUUCUAAUGUGAUUGAUUUAUAUCGUAUAUUGUUAACCGGCGUGACUCAGAUCAAUAUUAACCGUAACUUUUUAAUUGCAGGAAGUCUCUUUAAUAUGAAUUCAAACGUUGGAAUAAUAGAUUCUGUUCACGAUAGUAAUGAUAAACAAAGAAUGACUCAGGAGAAUAGCAGCAACCUUUUGAUUGGACAUUCAUCAAGUAAUACAUAUUUGGUGUCUUCGGAUAUAACUGAAAUGCAAGAUACACACAACGAGCAUGAUGACAUUAAUUUAUCACAAGGAUCAAUACAUAAUAUCGUACACUCUUGUUACCACACUUGCUUCUUAUCUUAUCAAAUAGUAGACAAGGAAGACUUUAUUCGAAAAUAUAAUAAUCCGGUAGGAUCUGAAGCAUUACUGAUUCACUCCAUCAAUGCUUGGAUGACAAAACAUGCCUGUAUAUAUCAUAAUGAUGUUGGCUGUAAAAAGGGCAACCCAAUAAUGGAAGGAGAAACUCAUUUUAAACAAGCUCAGCAACUUUUAAAAAGAUAUUUUGAUAUGAGUCGUCCUUCAACAAUUCAUGCUUUAUUAAAUCUUUAUAUGUACCAGCUCAGUUCUGAACGUUCCAGUUUAGCUUAUUUAUAUAUCGGAUUAGCUAUUCGUAUGGCACAAGAUUUAAAGUUUCAUAAAAGGGAAUAUAUGCCGACAGAUUUAAAGCAAAGAGAGGUAAAUAAACGGCUUUGGUGGUCUGCUUACUGGCUUGACCUGUGUGCUGCUCUAGAAUCAAAUCGCCCUACCAUGGUAGAUGACAAAGAUUGUGAUCUCGAGUAUCCUACGAAACUUGAUUCAGAAGAUGAAGAAACAGGCUAUCGUAUUAGUUUCUGUGUUCAGUCUAUUGAGCUUAUGAAAAUUAGAAAAGAUCUUACAAAGCAUUUACCAUCUGAGAAUUCUGGACCGCCACUUUUGUCUGCUAUCUCUCGUCUUGAAACAUCCCUCAUGAAAUGGCUUCACCAGCUACCUGAAGAAUUCAAGUACAAUAUAGAUGAUGCACAAGCUUUUACCCAGACAAAUUCUUUCCGCGAUGAAGCAUGUUUGAUUCUUAACAUUCAAUAUCAUACGACUUGGAUUAUGCUUCAUAAACUUUUUUUAUCCGAUCAGCAAGAAUCAUCCAAGACACCUAUUUCCCUUCUAUCACUUAAUAUUUGCACUCGAUCUGCUAAUCUUAUCACUCAUAUGCUUGACCUUUAUUCAAAGCAACCACACUGGUGUCAUUUCUUUUAUAUUUUAGACGGUAUUCUUGCUAGCAUACAUAUUCAUCAAUUAAAUGCCUUAUCUAAUGAGGAAGAUAUAUCUCGGACGGCGCAACAGAAUUUAAUCCUAACAGUUGAUAUCCUUCAUAACUCACCCUUGAUUUAUAUGAAGAAAGUAAAUAUUAUUAUUCAGCGUAUCGAAGAUUUCUUUGUCGAAAAUCAUUUAAAUAUUAGACAGCAACAAGCAAAUCCUGAUAUUGAACAUACUGCUACUGCUACUGCUAAUAAUAAUUAUAAUAAUAAUAAUAAUAA
Cokeromyces recurvatus is the source of this 2004-nucleotide messenger RNA. RefSeq names its product fungal-specific transcription factor domain-containing protein. The annotation marks the transcript as partial. The transcript is spliced from 2 exons. Gene Ontology annotation, biological process: DNA-templated transcription; regulation of DNA-templated transcription. The record is from RefSeq and is a predicted model, not a curated record. NCBI's taxonomy places the organism in Eukaryota, Fungi, Mucoromycota, Mucoromycetes, Mucorales, Mucoraceae. Gene Ontology annotation, molecular function: zinc ion binding; DNA binding; DNA-binding transcription factor activity, RNA polymerase II-specific.